Ceratotherium simum simum (southern white rhinoceros) is the source of this 968-nucleotide messenger RNA. Lineage: Eukaryota; Metazoa; Chordata; Mammalia; Perissodactyla; Rhinocerotidae. The record is from RefSeq and is a predicted model, not a curated record.
CACGCACCCUACGCAGCCAUGUCCUCCUACCCUCGCGUGGCGCUGGUGACCGGGGCCAACAAGGGCAUCGGCUUCGCCAUCGCGCGCGACCUGUGCCGGCAGUUCUCGGGGGACGUGGUGCUCACAGCGCGGGACACGGCGCGGGGCCGGGCGGCCGUGCAGCAGCUGCAGGCUGAGGGCCUGAGCCCGCGCUUCCACCAGCUGGACAUCGACGACCUGCAGAGCAUCCGCGCUCUGCGCGACUUCUUGCGCAAGGAGUACGGGGGCCUCGACGUGCUGGUCAACAACGCGGGCAUCGCCUUCAAGACUGUGGAUUCCACACCGUUUCAUAUUCAAGCAGAAGUGACAAUGAAAACAAACUUUUUUGGUACCCGAGAUGUCUGCAUGGAGCUACUGCCUCUCAUAAAACCCCAAGGCAGAGUGGUUAAUGUGUCUAGCACUGAGAGUCUCAGAGCUCUUAAAAACUGCAGCCCAAAACUGCAGGAGAAGUUUAGAAGUGAGACCAUCACGGAGGAGGAGCUGGUGGGGCUCAUGAAUAAGUUUGUGGAGGAUACGAAGAAUGGCAUGCACAUAAAGGAAGGCUGGCCUAACACCGCGUAUGGAGUGACGAAAAUUGGCAUCACCGUCCUGUCCAGAAUCCAUGCCAGGAAACUGAGUGAGGAGAGGAGAGGGGACAAGAUCCUCCUGAAUGCCUGCUGCCCAGGGUGGGUGAGAACCGACAUGGCAGGACCAAGAGCCACCAAAAGCCCAGAAGAAGGAGCAGAGACCCCCGUGUACUUGGCCCUUUUGCCCGCAGAUGCUGAGGGGCCUCAUGGAGAGUUUGUUACGGAGAAGAAAGUAGAACAAUGGUGAGUUCAACUCAUAGCUCCCGUGGGCCCCAUUAUACUACGUGCCCUGAUUUGAUCAAAAUGGAACACUGGCAAAAAUAUCCCUAUCCAAAAGUAAAAAAAGAAGAGGAAGAAUCAAAA